AUGGGUGACCUCGUGGGACUAGACAACCUGGUGGCAAACACGGCCUACCUAAAGGCUCAGCAGAUAGAUCGCAAUGAGCUGAAAAAGAAGAGAGCCUCCCUGACGCUGCCCAAACCAAAUAAGUCCUCUGCUCUGCGGGCAGCAGCAGAGGAACAGUACGAGUCACUGUGUGAGCAGCAGCCUAUUGGAAGGAAGUUGUUCCAGCAGUUUCUCCUUGCCUCGAAUUCACAGUAUGUGGCUGCUGCUGAGUUCUUGGAGGAGCUGAGUGACAUGACCUUUGCCGAAGCGGAAACCAGAGAGACGGCCAAAUGGAGAGUCCUUGCCAAGUACUGUCAACCUGAGUCCAGGAGUUUUCUCUCUUACCUAACAGGAGAGGCUGCUGAAGGAUGCAAGAAGUUAUCAGACGAGAACUUUGACGAUGCGGUGGUGAGCAAGAUAAGAGAAGCCACACGGGACUUCCUGAAAGGCAAACCUUUCUCUGAAUACCUGGAAAGCAUCUACUUUUAUAGGUUUCUGCAGUGGAAGGAGUAUGAGAAACAGACGAUCACUGACAAAUACUUUUAUGAGUUUCGGAUAUUGGGAAAAGGUGGCUUUGGUGAGGUGUGUGCGGUGCAGGUGAAACACACAGGCCAGAUGUACGCCUGCAAGAAGCUGGAUAAGAGGCGCUUGAAGAAGAAAGGUGGCGAGAGGCUGGCCCUUGUGGAGAAGGAGAUCCUGGAGAAGGUCAACAGCCUUUUCAUCGUAAACCUGGCCUACGCUUACGACAACAGUACCCACCUGUGCCUGGUCAUGGACCUCAUGAAUGGAGGAGACCUCAGGUUCCAUAUCUACGACCUUGGGAAGCGGGGCAUCCGUAUGGAUCGUGUUGUUUAUUAUGCGGCCCAGAUAACCACCGGGAUCCUCCACCUGCACUCGAUGGACAUUGUGUACCGUGACCUGAAGCCUGAGAAUGUGCUGCUGGACAGUAAAGGCCAGUGUCGGCUGUCAGACCUCGGAUUGGCUGUUGAGCUGCCAAAGGGCAAAAUGAUUUGCCAGAAGGCCGGUACGUCAGGUUACAUGGCUCCUGAGAUACUGAGGCAAGAGAAUUACCGCAUGUCUGUGGACUGGUGGGCUCUGGGCUGCAGCGUCUAUGAGAUGGUGGCUGCCCGUUUGCCUUUUAAAGACUUCAGAGAAAAGGUGCAGAAUGACGAGGUGACCCGCCGCACUCUGGAGGAUGAGUGCAAGUUUGACCACAAUUGCUUUGAUUCUCCCACCAAAGAUAUCAUCAGCCGGCUUUUGAAGAAGAGAGUGCACCAACGCCUUGGGUGCCGUGGUGACCCACGAAACCACGUGUUUUUCAAGAGCAUCGAUUUCCAUCGUCUGGACGCAGGGCUGGUGGAGCCCCCCUGGGUGCCAAAGUCCAACGUGGUCUACGCCAAGGACACAGACGAGUUCAAGGUCACCUCUGAGGUCAAUGACAUUAAGCUCGAUGCCAAGGAUGAGAAAUUCUUCAGGGAGUUCAGCACAGGCGCAGUCUCCAUCCAGUGGCAGAAGGAGAUGAUUGACUGCGGGUUGUUCGAUGAACUGAAUGACCCCAAACUGAGCAGCCAUGAUCGUGAAGCUGUAUGGAGAUCCAGGACGUGCAUCAUUUUGUAAGCAACUCAACUACUCACCAAUAUGGGAAAAACAACACUCCUUUUGAACACUUGAAAACAUGCAAAUGUCCUUUGAUUUAAUUCGUCUUACAGAUAUGAAGUGCCCGCUAUAACGCUAUACACUAAGCACCUUAAGUACCAACAGCUUUGCCUUUUGCCUUAAGCCUUUUGCCUUAAUCUUUCUAAGAAGAAUCAUCUUGGAAGUUAGAGUCAAACAUGAUGGGACAUCUGUCUCGGUGGUAAAAUAAAACCAUUGCUGCUUUCAGAAUCAUGCCCGGAUGGUAACACAUGCUGACAUUGUGCCGCUGCUUCAUACUUUGCCCUCUAUUCCUGGUGAGACAGCAGAUCCCAGUGCGUUCAUAGUUUCCAUUACAUCACUCGGCCAUUUUGGCAGGCUUAAGUGUUUACACGUGUUUGUAAACAAGCUGCAUACUGGCUGUGUGUCACUGAAUAGCAGCAGAAUUAUGAUCAGUAUUUGCAGUGAUGCGACACACCGGUUUGAAAGAGUUAAGUGUCACAUAAGAUGCCAUGAAGGCCUUUUGCUCAUGUGAGUGGACCCACCGCAUGUGACCUCAGUGCCACAGACUGAUGUCUCUCAGUAGCAGACAUUCACCACUAAGUGCCGCCAGACACCCGUGAAGUGCAUUCAACCUCCCGCAGCACUGUUCAUCAUCACCAUCCCCCAUUAGCCUGGCUGUGCUGCUCAGGUAUUUACAAGCACUGGAUGACUCGUUCAGCUUUACCAAGGGGAUGCAGGGAGACAAACUGUCCUACUUUCCCGCUAAAAAAAAAGAUAUUAACAGCUUUAACGAGGCAUUGCCAACCCCCUUUAUUGCUCCCCAAAUCAUCUUGUGUUUACAGGCAAUACAUAACAUAAUUAAAAGAUGUGAACUACUUACAGCAUAGCAACAACAAACAACAUCGCUUGUUUCUGAAAACCUAAUCUAUGCAGCCUUCACAGAAGGUUACUUCUUGUAUCCAUAUAUGGAUCCUGCUGCAUGAUAGCAGAACAUUUAUCUCCAAUUGCUGUUAAUAAAUAUUGUAAGUAUUGCAUAAUCUUGGAUUUUUCAGCCCCUGAUGGACAACAGUGAUUACAGUCAAAACAAACACUACUACAGCUUUUACUUGAGGGAACUUCUUCAUUUUCAGGUGUUUUUUCAAACAUUUUUGCCUUGAUUUGAUAGCGAGCAACAAAGAUCCUUGUCUGGACUCGAACCAGAGGCGUUGCAAUGAAAUGAUCAACAUCUUAGAUCUCCGGGCCACCCAGGUGUCUUUUUUUCUGACUCAGAUGACUGAUUUUACCCGUGUCCAGCCUUAAAUAACAAUGUACUCAAAGCAUGUCCGUGCCAAUCAAAUUUUGUAAUAUUUAAAUGUAAUUUUGUAAUUUAAUAUUUAUUUUUCAAUUCUUUA
Thunnus maccoyii (southern bluefin tuna) is the source of this 3044-nucleotide messenger RNA. It is a transcript of the gene grk7b, whose product is annotated as G protein-coupled receptor kinase 7b. NCBI's taxonomy places the organism in Eukaryota, Metazoa, Chordata, Actinopteri, Scombriformes, Scombridae. Gene Ontology annotation, biological process: protein phosphorylation; regulation of signal transduction; signal transduction. Gene Ontology annotation, cellular component: cytoplasm. Bases 1 to 1635 code for a protein of 544 amino acids. The transcript is spliced from 4 exons. The record is from RefSeq and is a predicted model, not a curated record. Gene Ontology annotation, molecular function: ATP binding; rhodopsin kinase activity.